Messenger RNA from Lottia gigantea (owl limpet), 1191 nucleotides. RefSeq lists its product as hypothetical. The record is from RefSeq and is a predicted model, not a curated record. The transcript has 2 exons. NCBI's taxonomy places the organism in Eukaryota, Metazoa, Mollusca, Gastropoda, Lottiidae. Gene Ontology annotation, molecular function: structural molecule activity. The coding region runs from base 1 to 1191 and encodes 396 amino acids.
AUGUCUUUAAUAAAUGUCCAUCCUCCUAAAACGUAUUUCGGUGCGGGAGACAUUCAAAAGUCAUUGGGUUCUCUUCCUGGAUUCCCAUGGGCAAAAUAUCCCGGAGAAAAACAUCUCCCAGGGCACAAUUAUACAGGUCCAGGCACUAGGUUAGAUCUGCGUUUAGACGAAAAUGAUAUUCCCAAACCAGGGGAAGAACCCGUUAAUAGAGUUGACGCAGCAGCGCUCAAAUACGACAUACUGUACAGAAAUAAAGACGUGACAUUCAGACACCAAGCAGACAAACAAAUGAUAGACGAACUCGAAAAUAUUCCCGAUCCCACUUUCAAAGAGAAAUUACAAAGGGCUCUUAUCAUAAAACUCUUGAAGGCAAAAUUGAAAUUGGUUGAUAAAACAAGUCAGUUGAUAUCUAAAUUAGACGAUAAGAUUACGAAGGUAAAAAUAGACGUCCAACGUUUAAUAGACAACCCAAAUGUAAACGAGGAUAGAUUGAAACGAAAACUAACCACUUUGGAAAGAAAACUUGGCGAAUUGCUAGCAGAACUAGACAAGACCGCGGACAAAACCGAGUUACAAAAUUCGAUAUCCAUUUUGAACGAAAAGAUCGCGAAGCAAAAAUCAGAUGUUCAAGAUAUAAUUAACACACUUCCCAUUGACAAAGAUACGUUGAAACAACAAUUGACUGCUUUGGAUACUAAAAUCACGGACGAAUUAGAAAAAGAAGUGGGUGUGAUUAAAAACUUUCUUCAAAAUAAAUUUCGAGAUGAUAUGAAAAAUUAUAUUAAAGAACAGGUCAAUCUUUUGGUAUCUAGAAUUCAUGACGAUUUUUUGAGACAAGAGAGAAAGUUGAGCAAAUUAGAAGCUAUUGUCACGGACAAAUCGUAUUAUUUCAAUCUUCCAUUCGAAAGUGACACUGUCUUCGAUAGAAAAGACCAAAUUUAUAAAUCAAACAAAUACGGAUUCAAAGCAGAAAUAAAAGUGGGUUCUCUCGAAUACGGAGAACCUAAAAACGUAUUCGAUAUCGGCGAAACUCAAGAGUUUUCUUUUCGAGGUAAUUGUCUGAUUCAAAUAGAGUUUCCCAUGAAGGUUAGAGUCAAUAAAGUAGUCUUCAAACAAACCGGUAAGGCCGUCAAACAUAUUUCAUUAUUCAAUGAUGGUAAUUUGGAAGAGAAUAUACGUUUGAUUGAUUAA